Molecule: messenger RNA, 3286 nt
Organism: Mycena citricolor
Lineage: Eukaryota; Fungi; Basidiomycota; Agaricomycetes; Agaricales; Mycenaceae
Source: the annotation of a GenBank genome assembly
AGAGUUGCAUCAACUCACUUCGCCGCGAACGGCUCACGCAUUCCUCGAUGAUCUGCUUGAGAGCUCGACAAAGAUUGGCCAGUCGGUCUCAGAUAUGAAAGAAUAUGCGCAUUACAUCUUUAGAAGCUGGGGAGGCCUUGCUCGGAGUCGCGGAUGGUAAACCCUGGAUAUGUACAUCGCGCUGUACGGUCUGCCAAUAUCUCAGGUCCCCAAGGGUCGAAGUUCGGUUCGAAAAGUGGCUUUGUGCGAGAUCCUCAAAGCCGUCCUGAGCGUUCAAGGUGACAUGCGACGAGCGGGCGCUGUGCGUCAAUGGUGAUGCGCUGGUUCGGCUUUCGGGGCCGAACAUUCGUUCGGAUCGGUGCGCCAUGGCUAUGCACACCACAACUCAAACUCGACUGUACACUAAGUACUUGCCAACGCGAUGGCACGACUCGCGUUACUCCUAAUACUUUCCUUCGUUGUCUUCACAUACGCGCACUCUGACGAUGAUCGGAAAUCUUCUGGAGGCUUCAUGCCCGGGCCUGAGGUACCCAUUCUUGCAUCCGAGGUCGACGACUGCCUCCCUGUGUGGCGUCUCAGUAUGAUCAAGAAAACCCUGGAAGCCGAGGCGUCUCCAGUGAUGCGCACCGUCUUCAACUACUUGUUUCCUUUCGGGCCCGCGUGGAACUCGAUUUUAGGCACAUUUUACAUUUCAUCAGUACCCAACUUCAUCCUCGCGUUCAUUCCGGCGAAGAUCAACGCGAACACGUUGAACACUAUGACCGCAUUUGCGACGGGUGGCCUGCUGUCGGACGUUUUCCUGCACCUCGUCCCGCAUUCCUUUAUGGGCGAACGCCAGGGGGAUGGCGCACAUUUCGUUCUGGUCGAAGAGAAACGGAACAUCCUGAUUGGGCUAGGGAUAUUCGUCGGCUUUGCAUCGUUCUUUGUCAUGGAGAAGACACUCCGUGUGCUUGCCGGGGAUGAAGAUGGAAGCGGGGGGCACGGGCAUAGUCAUGGCGGAGAAUCGAGUGCAUUAAGCUCUGGGGUGGAGAAAACAUCGCCCAACGAAUCGGAAGUGCGGUCUCGCAAGUCCAGCGGCAAGCCGGAGCCGGAAGAGGCCAGUGGAUCCGCCAAGGCCGGAGGAGGGCCAUCGAAGAUGUCGGCGUACCUCAAUCUAUUUGGAGAUUUUGUCCACAACAUCACGGACGGUCUGGCCAUGGCUGCGUCGUUCUAUGCCUCUCCACUCAUAGGAGCGACGACCACUCUUGCCUGCUUUGCUCACGAGAUCCCACACGAAAUUGCGGACUAUUCUAUCCUCAUCCGCAGUGGUUUCACGAAGCGGCAAGCCAUGCAGUCGCAAUUCUUGACUGCGAUCGGAGCAUUCGUGGGUUCUCGCACUCUUUGUCAGGACAGGCUCUCAUUCGCCUUUUGUUGUUGCGCUUCCCUCUUCCUAAAUUCCCACUGCCUGUUUGAUUUUUGCACGUUCGCUCCAUGCACGAUGCUUUCGCGUGGUGGCUUCCGAUCGCGCAUUUAGGUCGGGACAUUCAUUGGCAUCGCUGUUCAUACGGCCACUGCUAGCGAUAAUGCCGCAGGCCCGGCAUCUCUCGACCUUGCUGCAGCAGUGCGGCAGAAAUCGGACGGGCUGCUGGGGACGACGGCACAAAUAUCGGAUCUGGUCAUCCCUUUUGUCGCUGGCGGAUUCAUGUACAUUGGCGCCGUCGCAGUGUUACCGACAUUGCUUGCAGAGAGUAAAAGCGCGGCUCAGGCGUUGCGGGAGUUUUUGGCCAUGGCCGUGGGUGUCCUAUGCAUGCUACUGGUGGCGUGGAACGAGUAGAACCAGAAGCCAUCGGCGAGAUAGAAUAUCAGAUUGAUUUUUUGGCAACGAGGUGAUGCACACGACUGCCACUUCCCAAAUUCAACCCGAUCCGGGACGCUGUCACUCGGUCUGAGUAGCUCCACGAGGAGAUUCGGCACAGGACUGGCUGCACGUCUUCUGGGCCCAUUACCGAUAACGAACCGGCCGUUCAUCGGGGUGGUCUCGACCUCAACGAUAUUGCACUUCAAUCACCCCAAGUUCAUGUCCUCCAAGGCUUAAAGUCUCGUACCGGUUCACGUUUGUAGCUUGACAAAACUGGCUCAAAGUAACGGAUUCCUUCCGUUCUCAUCUCAAAAUCACGUGAUCUGCAUUGAUCCGGUCCGUCCAGACCGGCAAGACUGCCGAGACACGUUCGUCGCAUGCCAAAUUGAGCCGUUGACGUCGAGGCGAACGGAUUUUUUCUCCCUACCUUUGACCUGCACAAGACCACCGCGGCCUCGCGAUCCGCAGGCCCCUGCCUCGAACUCUCUCCAAAACGUCCUCCGCCUGUUCGCCACAGACCGGGCGCCAGUUGCGCUCGUCACCAGCCCACCUAGCUGAUGCACGCUUUGUAAACGCUACCCACGCCCCCGCCCACUUCUUGUCUUUCCCAAUCAUGGGUACAAAAGGCCGUUCCAGUCCCCGCAUCGUCUGCUGCGCCAUCCCCAUUGCCCGUUCCGCCGCCCAGGUCCUCUUAAUUACCAGCCGCAAGCGUCCAGAUAACUGGGUCUUGCCCAAAGGCGGCUGGGAAGCGUCUGAUGUUCGACUAGAGAAUGCGGCGUCUCGGGAAGCAUUGGAAGAAGCGGGCGUACGCGGGACGAUCACGCGCUACGUCACCACGCAGCAUAGUCCGUCCGCCACGUACCAUUUCUACGAGCUGGACGUCACCAGUCUGGAUGCGGACUGGCUCGAGAGCGGCGAACGGCAACGAGAGUGGGUCGACUACGCCGAGGCCGUCCGGCGCCUGGAAUGGAAAGCGGAGCUUGCUAACGGCUUUCGACUGUCGUCUCUCGCUCCCCAGCGGUGACCGAGGUCGGUCUGAGGCGGCGUUGCGGAUCUAUGCGAACAGAAGACGACGGGGUGGGCACUUGCUCUUCUCACACGACCCGGUUCCUCCGUCCGCGAUAACGCACUGUCAAUGACCAUGGGCUUGCCCCGCCCAGCGCCCGGCUCGGAACUUUUGAUCCUACCUUACGAUCCGUUUAAACCAUACCCCUCGUGGCAUCGAUCGCAUUCUUUCCCCAUCUCUCGUAUACACGGAUGUGUCGUAUCUGCACUGAUACAGUUCAUCGUGCGCAUGUCCCGGUCGCUUUCUUAUCCUACAAGUUGACAUCUAGAGUAGUAGUAUAUCAUCCUAUUUAGUAGCUGUUUCGGAUGACCAUUCAAGACCCCAAGUUGUAGCAUACACAUUUAAGUAGCCGUUCCAUAAAAUAGAGCUAUUCAAGAUACCCA